AUGCUCAUAAGCCUUCUACGGUCUGCCUUUCCUGAUGCUAAAUUGCCUAGUUCAUAUGAGGAGGCAAGGUCAUUGGAGCGAGGGUUGGAUUUCAAGUACCACAAAAUACACGCAUGCCCAAACGACUGCAUUUUAUUCUGGAAGGAAUAUGCUGAUCUUAACGAGUGCCCUAUAUGUAAGGCUUCGCUUUGGAUGCCAAAUACACAUGGGUCACGAGUGAUCCCACAAAAAGUGCUUCGGCAUUUUCCUUUGAAGCCAAGAUUGCAGCGUCUCUUUGUGACAGACAAGAUUGCGUGUGAUAUGAGAUGGCAUAAAGAGCAGCGGGUACCCGAUGAGACUAGUAUGAGACAUCCUGCUGACUCUCAGUCCUGGAAGACAUUUGAUCAAGCCCAUUGUUGGUUUGCUAGGGAUGCUCGCAAUGUUAGGCUCGGUCUGGCAAGCGACAGCUUCAAUCCCUUCAACAACCUAGCAAAACCGUAUAGCAUUUGGCCAGUGAUUCUUGUCCCGUAUAACUUGCCGCCGUGGUUAUGCAUGAAAGACCAGUUCUUCAUGACAUCACUCAUUAUCCCUGGUCCAAAAUCACCAGGGAAUGACAUUGAUGUGUAUUUGCAGCCGUUAAUUGAUGAGUUGCUUGAACUCUGGGAACAUGGGGUACCUACAUAUGAUGCUUCUACAAAGGAAAUGUUCAUGUUGCAUGCUGCCUUAUUGUGGACAAUUAAUGAUUUCCCUGCAUAUGAAAAUCUUUCUGGGUGGUCAACAAAAGGGAAAUUGGCAUGUCCCUCUUGCAAUGCAAGCACAGAUUCUAUUUGGUUGAAGUAUGGUAGAAAACAGUGUUAUAUGGGACAUCGACGUCUCUUACCGGCAGGUCACAUUUGGAGGACGAGGAAAGGGUUGUUCAACGGUAAAGAAGAUUAUCGCAUGCCACCAAAUUGGGUUGAAGAAGCAGGUCUCUUAACUCAACUACAAAUGCUUGGAGAUGUCCAAUUUAGAAAAUCUUGUGGGAAGAGAAAACGCCCUGCAGAACAGUUGAACUGGACAAAGAAAAGCAUAUUUUUCAAACUACCUUAUUGGUCAAUGUUGCGGCUUCGACAUAAUCUAGAUGUUAUGCAUGUUGAGAAGAACAUUUCCGAUAGCUUAUUGGGCACUUUAAUGGACAUUCCUGGCAAAACAAAAGAUAAUAUAAAUUCUCGGCGUGACUUGGAGAACUUGGGCUUCAGAAAAGAAUUGCAUCUUAAGUCUGAAGGUGGACGUGUUACAAUGCCACGUGCAUUGUACACAUUACAUGGAGAUGAAAGGAAUAAAUUCUGUGAGUGGCUCGCUGGGGUUAAAUUUCCAGAUGGGUUUGCCUCCAAUGUCACACAUUGCGUAUCUGUACGUGAUUGCAAAAUCACUGGCCUCAAAAGCCAUGACCAUCAUGUUUUCUUGCAACGAUUGCUUCCUAUUGUUGUUGGGGGGUUCUUAAGGAGUGAUAUUGCAUUGGCAUUGACUGAACUUAGCAGUUUCUUCAAAGAGUUGUGCGCCCGAAACCUGGAUGUGAAUCGCUUAUCCCAGCUUCAACUUGAUAUCGUCACCAUUCUAUACAAAUUAGAGAUGAUAUUUCCUCCUUCUUUUUUCGAUAUUAUGGUCCACCUAGCUGUCCAUUUACCGGGUGAGGCCAUACUCGGGGGUCCAAUUCAAUAUCGGUGGAUGUAUCCGUUCGAAAGAUAUCUUGGCAAAUUCAAGCGGUAUGUUAAGAAUAAAGCCCGUCCAGAAGGUUCAAUAGCGGAAGCCUACAUUCACAUCGAGUGUUUGACAUUUUGCUCCAUGUAUCUCCAAGAUGUUGAAACGAAGUUUAAUCGAGCGGACCGCAACAUUGAUGGUGGAGAAGAGGAUACUAUAGAUGGUUUCAAAGUUUUCAACCAAAGACUUCGUCCAUUGGGUAUAGCUCGUAAUGUGCAAUUACAAGAUAAACUCCGCACCUCAGCCAUAUGGUACGUGCUUAACAACUGUAUCGAGAUUGGACCUUAUCUCGAGGAGCACUAUGAGAAAUGUAGGUUGUCAAAUCCAAAUUCUGUCGAUCGUACGCAUCAAACUGAGUUUCCAACUUGGUUCAAGCAACGUGUUCAAGACCAACGUACGGGAAACCCACCACGGGUGUCCGCUGAUUUGUAUGCGUUAGCUUGUGGUCCUGACCCUUGGGUUGCAUCAUAUGCUGCCUGCAUUAUAAAUGGUAAACGGUUCCAUACGAAGCAGCUUGAACUUCGCCGGUGA
Messenger RNA from Juglans microcarpa x Juglans regia, 2250 nucleotides. RefSeq lists its product as uncharacterized. The transcript has 3 exons. The record is from RefSeq and is a predicted model, not a curated record. The coding region runs from base 1 to 2250 and encodes 749 amino acids. Lineage: Eukaryota; Viridiplantae; Streptophyta; Magnoliopsida; Fagales; Juglandaceae.